AUGCCACCUCAACAACCGCCUCAACGUAACGAGAUUGUCGAAUGGUAUAAUUCUAUUCCGCCCAUCACAAAAGCACUUUUUACACUAUCCAUUGCCACCACAGCCAUCUCAACGUUUGGCAUCAUUUCACCAUCAUCGCUCAUCCUUUACUGGCCCAACAUUAGAAAUAAACUCCAGCUGUGGAGACUGGUAACCUGCUUCUUUUUCAACAAAAUCAGUCUUGGAUAUGCGUUCAAUCUAUAUUUUUUGUAUCGCAAUUCACUACAAUUAGAGAAUGAAGUCUUUCAAGGACAGCCCGCCGACUAUAUGUUCUUUCAUCUCUUCACUUCAGGUUUGCAGCUGACUGCAUCGAGCUUAUUUGGCACCUAUGUGCUGAGCGAUGGCCUCUUGCUCUCCAUUGCCUAUCUCUGGGCUCAACAUCAUCGUGACAUGCCAGUGACAUUCAUGUUUGGUAUCCGAUUCAAAGCACUCUACUUACCUUGGGCUAUGAUUGCCUCGGAUUUCUUGAUGUCUGGCGCUAUUCCCAGAGCCUCUGUUGCUGGUAUGGUGGCAUCUCACAUUUACUAUUACCUGACAUCGAUAUAUCCAAGCCAAGGAGGACGCCGUUACCUUCAAACACCUGAAUUCCUAAAGAGAUUGUUUCCUACAAAUAGUAGAGCAUUCCGUGGUGGAUUUGGACGUCAAGAUCAGGCAUCUGGAAGCAGUACAUCGGCAAAUAACAAUACCAACAUGUUUGGAAGACAUACUUGGGGAACUGGACAACGCUUAGGAUCUUGA
Mucor velutinosus is the source of this 777-nucleotide messenger RNA. Its product is annotated as Peptide methionine sulfoxide reductase. The record is from RefSeq and is a predicted model, not a curated record. The coding region runs from base 1 to 777 and encodes 258 amino acids. NCBI's taxonomy places the organism in Eukaryota, Fungi, Mucoromycota, Mucoromycetes, Mucorales, Mucoraceae. Gene Ontology annotation, cellular component: Hrd1p ubiquitin ligase ERAD-L complex; endoplasmic reticulum membrane. Gene Ontology annotation, biological process: endoplasmic reticulum unfolded protein response. Gene Ontology annotation, molecular function: ubiquitin-specific protease binding; misfolded protein binding. The transcript is spliced from 2 exons.